GGGAUAAUUGGGGCGACGCGAGUGCCGUUUUUCACUCUCUCCCACUAAAGUCUCUCGAUGGACUCUCUUACUCUGUUCUGUACCGGGGCUCUUCUCGCUGGCGGUCUCUACUGGUUUGUCUGUAUUCUCGGUCCUGCGGAGCAGAAGGGCAAACGCGCCGUUGACCUCUCUGGAGGCUCGAUCUCUGCUGAGAAAGUGCAGGACAACUACAAACAGUACUGGUCCUUCUUCCGCCGGCCGAAAGAGAUCGAGACCACCGAGAAGGUGCCUGACUUCGUCGACACGUUCUACAACUUAGUCACUGACAUUUAUGAGUGGGGUUGGGGCCAAUCGUUCCACUUCUCCCCUUCCAUUCCGGGGAAAUCUCACCGCGAUGCCACGCGCCUGCACGAAGAGAUGGCCGUCGAUCUCAUCGACGUAAAGUCUGGAGAUCGAAUCCUUGACGUUGGAUGCGGCGUUGGCGGGCCCAUGCGUGCUAUUGCAUCUCACUCGCGGGCCAAUGUUGUGGGAAUCACCAUCAACGAAUACCAAGUAAAUCGCGCCCGGUUACACAACAAAAAGGCGGGGCUUGAUUCCCUCUGUGAAGUUGUUUGCGGUAAUUUCCUCCAGAUGCCGUUCUCGGAUAGCAGCUUCGACGGCGCGUACUCAAUCGAGGCGACAUGUCACGCGCCGAAGCUCGAAGAGGUAUACUCCGAGAUUUUCCGGGUUCUGAAACCCGGAUCCUUAUACGUCUCCUACGAGUGGGUCACGACGGACAAGUACCGACCCGAUAAUCCGGAACACGUGGAGGUCAUUCAAGGAAUUGAGAGAGGCGACGCAUUGCCUGGUCUCCGAAGCUACAGAGACAUUGCCGAGACGGCAAGAAAGGUAGGCUUUGAAGUGGUGAAAGAAAAAGAUCUAGCGAAGCCUCCGGCGCAGCCGUGGUGGACCCGGCUCAAGAUGGGUCGGAUCGCGUACUGGAGAAACCACAUUCUCGUCACCGUACUCUCCGCUUUGGGUAUCGCCCCGAAAGGCACCGUCGAUGUCCACGAGAUGCUCUUCAACACAGCUGAUUAUUUGACCCGCGGUGGCGAGACCGGAAUUUUCACUCCGAUGCACAUGAUUCUCUGCAGAAAACCGGAGGCGCCGUCGCCGAAAACAUCUUAAUUCCUCAUGGUACUUCCAUGGACCAUAGCAUUGUAUUCUGCCCUUCCUUUAAUUUUUUUUCCCAAUUCCCUGGUUUUUUUUUUUUUUUUUUUAAUUUUAAUUGAUGAAAAUCAUGUAUCCCUUAUUUUC
Messenger RNA from Rubroshorea leprosula, 1275 nucleotides. The record is from the annotation of a GenBank genome assembly. Lineage: Eukaryota; Viridiplantae; Streptophyta; Magnoliopsida; Malvales; Dipterocarpaceae.